AUGACUAAGCAAGGAAGUCGACGAGCCGUUAAGGCUUGUCGUUUCUGUCGUCAGCGUAAGAUGAAAUGCGACAAUAUACAUCCCUCAUGCAAUGCCUGUAACCUGUAUGGAAAAAAUUGUGUUUAUGAUGAGCUUCCCAGACGAGCAAGACCAUCCUACUCGCGUAUUUCUCAGCUCGAGGAAGAAAACCAGCAGCUUAAAAGAUCUUUGGCUACAGUACGCCCUCGAAAUGAGGACCGCAACGAGCGUUUAUCUUCAGAAUUGUCUGAAGAACAACCCACCAACGAACCUUCAGAUUCUAAUAGAGGAAAUACUGGCUUGCCAAGCUCUGCCCGACUUUUAAUCCCCUCAGAUAAUGCACAGCCAGACAACUGCUCACAGACUGUGGAAUCUAGGAUUGUCAUACCGCAGAGCAUACCAAAACUUGUCUUGCAUGUCACAAGUUCCGCCUGUGUGGGUGCAAAAGGGACUCAUGGCCGAGGCGGCAUGUCAGCGUAUGUUGUCCGUGAUACCUAUUGGCUCUUGCUAAAUCUUGAUUCAGGUCACAUGGAGAUAAUAAAUCUACACCAAAAGAAGCUGGACUUUGACGGUGUAGAUCCAGAUCUGGGUAUGCAUCUAUUGGAGCUCCACUGGAACCGUCAACAUCACGCUUUCCUGAUUACAUAUCGCCCAGCGUUCAUGAGGGAUAUGGCGUGCGGCGGACCUUAUUUCUCAAAGCUACUCUUGAACGCCAUAUACUUUGGCGCCUCAAAAUUUAGUUCUCGACUAGAGGUUCGUCGCGACCCGAAUGACGUCCGCACUGCUGGCUGGCUCUAUCGACAGCGAGUUCGAGAUUUACUCGGCGGAGCUCUUGACCGAAGUGACAUUACUACAAUCCAGGCACUUUUGGUGAUGGCAAGUUCGCUAUUUGCAUUGGGCGACGAACGAAGUGCUGCCUGGCUAUAUGCAGGUACUGCAUUUCGGAUGAUUAUUGACCUGGGUAUGCAUGUAGACGGGUCAAGAUUACCCAACUAUCGGAAAUUCACAGACGAAGAUCGCGAGAUACGGAGGCGUGUGUUUUGGGGAGCUUUUGUGGUGGACAAAAUCCAGAGUUUGUAUCAGGGCAGACCGGUUAGCCUUCAAGAACAGGAGUGUAACGUACCUAUUACGUUUUUGGAUGAUUUCGAAGAACUCGAACACUGGAAACCAUUCGCCUACUCGACGACUCAAAGCCAUCCUGGCUCGCCCGCCCAUAGCGUCUCCACAUUCACCGAGCUCUGCAAGCUGAGCAUGAUAAUGAACCGUAUACUGAACAAAGUGUACGGGGAAAGAAGCUCGAAGAGAACUCCACGAGAGCUUGCUGGGGAUUUGAAACUCCUCCACAGAAAUCUGGAUCAGUGGCGAGCUAAUCUUCCGGCCCAUCUGAGCUAUGAUCCAUCAAACACGACUAUGCCGAUUCCACCCCCGCAUGUUCUCUCUUUACUCGCUAUGCAUAACGUACUCCUUAUCCUCCUACAUCGUCCCUUUGUAUCCGAUGGAGACCUGCAUUCAAGUCCAUCCAACGCCAUAAACUCAUUUCUAGUGUGUGCCACUGCAGCCAAAAUGACAGUAAAACUGCUUCGGGCAUACGACACGGCCUUUUCCAUCCAACGAGCGCCUUAUCUAAUAUCGUAUGCCACAUAUGUCAGCGCAACAAUCCAUGUGCGAAUCGCAGCCCAGCGAGAACCCGGCUCUGAGGCUCAUGUGUGCCUCGCGACAUGCCUAGAUAUUUUUAAGAAAAAUCAAGAAACGAACUGGGCCGUGCGAAGAGCAAAUGUUAUCAUCCAGAAUUUGAUGAAUCGGAUGCAUGUGAGCAUUACGGAUGAACAUGUUCUCGACUCGCAAGAGUCCCAGGUUCAGCCCAAUAUUGGGCGUGACGAAAAUAACCUAAUUCAACUGGACGCUUCAAGUAUUCAAUCAAAUGAAAAUGACAGGACAAACCAGUCAUCGCAUAUUAUAAGACAGAAUAUGGAGUCAUUUCGUGGAGCGGGCGAUACUUCAGCUAUGGACCAGAUAACCUCUGAUUUAGAUAUUGAUGCCAUAAUACAGAGUUUUAUCCGCGAACAGCAGAGCAGGCCACAGGUUCAAAUGGCAGGAAAUGAUGCAUCGACAGUAUAUCAAACCGCGAACCAAUGGUUCCCUUCUGCAUCAUUUGUGACGGACAAUCUGCCCAUCCAGGAGCAUCACAGCACUCAAAAUCUUGUCCAGGGUGAUCCCUUUGGGGUAAACUAUUCGCAGGACGAGGGGAUUACAGCACAGUUUUCUGCAGAUGAUAUGCUUUUUGGAUUUAAUAGCUCAGCGAUUGAAGGAAUUGGGUGGGAAAUCGACGAUCGAAUGUUAUAA
Molecule: messenger RNA, 2361 nt
Organism: Talaromyces rugulosus
Lineage: Eukaryota; Fungi; Ascomycota; Eurotiomycetes; Eurotiales; Trichocomaceae
Exons: 6
Coding region: 1-2361 (786 amino acids)
Biological process (GO): regulation of DNA-templated transcription; DNA-templated transcription
Molecular function (GO): DNA-binding transcription factor activity, RNA polymerase II-specific; DNA binding; zinc ion binding
Source: RefSeq, a predicted model, not a curated record